GAUUUCCCACCCACUUCAAUAUUCCAUUCCAUGAUCCUCUCAACUAGCAAAUUGCAUUGCUUUCCUUCUCCAUAAAAUAUUACUAACAUACUCACAUUUUACAUUUACUCAACCAACCAUAUACCACCUUAGCUUGCACCAGUUUUUAGACACAAGACUCAGUCUCUCUUUAUCUCUCUCUCUCACACCCACACUCUUGUUUUUCUCUCUCUUACUUCUCAUUUUCCACCGCCUUAGAAGCAGAUUUCCCAACUCGGUGGGUUUUCUUUUUCAUAUUCAUAUUCAUAUUAUAAUAGAGUAUUGCAACUACCACCUUCUCAAGCUAGCUUGGUGCAUGCAAUUUCUGUUUCAUCAUCAAACAGAAACUCAUUCACGGCGGUUAUAGGUGAAGCCAGCCAGCAAAGCAACCGGUGAUUGUUAUUCGGGAUAUUGAGCUGAGUAACGGAGACGGCGACGACGACGGAGAAAAGUGAUUCGCACGUGUGUACGUGCAAAUUAACAAGCGAGAUUGUUUGUAAUUGCAAGUGCAGGUUCGUUUGGGUUGGUGGUUAAAAAAAAAAAACAGUUAGAGAUCAUCACGGUUAUUUUGUGAAACUCUCAACAAGAAAGAAAAGGAAUGCCUCACAGAGCAACUUACUUUUUUCCUAGGCAAUUUCCAGAGAAAAGGUUCGAUGAAUCUUCAAAGAGUAGUACAUUAGAUCACGAGAAGAAAAAAUCUCCAGUCAAAUCUACGGAUACGACUUUUUGCACUGAAAACGACGUGCCGAAAAGUUCAAACACUCCUACCAAAGUCAAUCUCGCAAAAAACUCUGCGGUUUCGGAACUUGGUAAAAAGUUUCGAAAUGAACAGAAGCAAAUUGCAGCGUUUUGUGAUUGGUUGGUUGAUAAAAGACACAGCCAUCAUCACCGCCGUCAUCGUCAUCAUCAACACCAGCAUCAUCAUCAGCGUCACCGAUCAGAUCAUAUUCUACAUGAAGAGGACGAGGAGGAUCGUGAGCUUCUGCUUCCGGAUUCAGAGAAGGUGUCUUCGCCUGAUAAGGAUGUUGUUGAUGUUGAUAGAAGGUUUGAAAGGGAGGCUUCGUUAUCUAGAUUGUCGAGUGGAAGCAGUUACGCGACGAGUUUGUUUGCUUCAGAUGUUACCGUUACUGCUACAUUCUCAAGUGAUGAUAUUACAAAAGAAGAUACGUCGUCGUUUCGAGUUUCUACUAAUGAAGUUACAAGAAGGAACAAACAGGAAGAAGAAGAGGAACAUCAUGAAGAAGAAAAACUCAACGAUCAGAAGAACUACGCUAAGGAGUGUAAAGAAAGCUAUGAACUACAAACAGCGUUGGCGAAGAGGCUUUCUUUCUUAUCAACCUUUGGUUCAGAACCGGUUCUCACUUUUGAUACUGGAUUGGAAACCUGGGAUGUUGAAUCAGUUUCUCGUCGUUUAUGGGUGACAGGGUGUUUGUCGUACACUGACAAGAUUGCGGAUGGAUUUUAUAACAUAUUGGGAAUGAAUCCGUAUUUGUGGGUUAUGUGUAAUGACAUGGAGGAAGAAGGGAAUUUCCUUCCUACAUUGAUGGCGCUUAAAGCGGUUGAACCCAAUGAGAGUUCUUUGGAAGUGAUUCUUAUUGAUAGACGCGAGGAUUCUCGUCUACAAGUACUUCAAGAUAAAGCUCAAGAGUUGUAUUCUGCUUCUGAGAAUGCCUUGGUGCUCGUUGAAAAGCUUGGAAAACUUGUUGCUAUCUUUAUGGGGGGUUCCUUCCCUGUGGAGCAAGGAGAUCUGCAAAAAAGGUGGAAGAUGGUUAGUAAGCGGUUGAGGAAUUUUCAUCAGUGUGUUGUGCUUCCAGUUGGUAAUUUGUCCACGGGACUCUGUAGGCAUCGCGCAAUUCUCUUCAAGAGAUUGGCGGAUUAUAUAGGUUUGCCAUGCCGCAUUGCUCGAGGUUGCCGGUACUGUGCUUCGGAUCAUCAAUCCUCUAUUCUUGUGAAGAUCAAAGAUGACAGGCAACUGUCAAGGGAGUAUGUUGUGGACCUUGUUGGGGAACCGGGAAAUAUUACCGGGCCAGAUUCCUCAAUUAAUGGAGCAUAUGUGUCUUCAACACCUUCUCCAUUUCAAAUUUCUCAUUUGAGAAAAUCUCAAUCGCCCUACGUGGAUGAUGCAGCAUCUCCUCAAGUUAUAUGUUUUAAUCAGAGUUCUUCUAACAAUCAACCGUAUUCAGGUCGCGUACAGAUAGAUCAACCAAAUAAAGAAACUGAUUUCCUCAAAACUAACAAUGACUUGAUUUAUGCUUCAGUUGAUAAAACUUCUGGAGGUGUUUCUGAAGCUCUUCGCCCAGCCUCUGAAGCAUUAUUACAUGACAUUCCAUUUGUUGGUAAAGAUUCAGUUGUAGUCCAAGAAAUUUCUUACAAUGAGAUCAUUGCAAAGGGAUGUUCAGUGGUAACUGGUAUCCAGUCAAAGCAGGAACAAGUAGAAAAUCGACUUUAUAACCAGGGUGCUGGGGAUAUUCCAAAAUAUGUGAAUCUUGAACCAUCACUAGCAAUGGACUGGCUUGAGAUAUCAUGGGAUGAGCUGCGGAUCAAAGAACGCAUUGGUGCUGGAUCAUUUGGGACAGUGUACCGUGCUGAAUGGCAUGGAUCAGAUGUUGCCGUCAAAGUUUUAUCAGUUCAAAAUUUCCAUGACGAUCAGUUGAAAGAGUUUUUACGAGAGGUUGCAAUAAUGAAACGUGUCCGCCAUCCAAAUGUGGUGCUUUUCAUGGGUGCGGUUACAAAACGUCCUCAUCUAUCUAUAGUGACAGAGUAUUUGCCUAGAGGUAGUUUAUUCCGCCUGAUUCACAGGCCGGCAUCCAGUGAAAUGCACGAUCCAAGGAGAAGAUUACGAAUGGCUCUAGACGUGGCUAAAGGGAUCAAUUAUCUCCACUGUCUGAAGCCUCCUAUCGUGCACUGGGAUCUCAAAUCUCCAAACCUGUUAGUAGACAAAAAUUGGAAUGUGAAGGUGUGUGAUUUUGGGUUGUCCAGAUUUAAGGCAAAUACUUUCUUGUCAUCAAAAUCUGUUGCUGGAACGCCUGAGUGGAUGGCUCCAGAGUUUCUUCGUGGAGAACCUACAAACGAGAAGUCUGAUGUUUACAGUUUUGGUGUCAUCCUGUGGGAACUAGUGACCUUACAACAACCAUGGAAUGGACUUAGCCAUGCCCAGGUGGUUGGAGCCGUCGCAUUUCAGAAUAGGAGACCUUCUAUCCCUCCAAACGUCUCCCCAGUAUUGGCCUCCCUUAUGGAAUCCUGUUGGGCUGAUAACCCUGCUGAUCGCCCAUCUUUUGCCAGCAUAGUUGAGACCAUAAAGAAGCUGCUGAAGUCACCAGCGGAUGCGAUAAAAAUGGGUGGAACGUAACGAGCAUGCCUGCCGUGAUUGGGUGGAGUGGACCAUAAGGAGCAUGCCGCCCAUGAUCGGAGUUUCUGUCGCUAAAAUUUGUUUGCUAUGUAUGGAAAUGUUAAUUAACAAGUAACCUGACCCUUGUUGGUCAUAAACUAGUAUUGAUGAAACCUUUUUGGUUGUUUGCAACUGGAUAUCAGUUGUUUCAUGCUAACACAUUUCAUAAGGGCAAUUAAAGCAAUGAAGUCCAGUAACUGAAAAAAAAGGUGCGAAUUUGGGAUUCUUGUAAGUGGUUUUUGGACCUCAAGCUCGUUUAUCUUGUAGCUUGAGAUCUAUAAAAUAUUAAUAUUCAAGCACUUGUGUCUUGUUUGUUCUGGCUUUUAGGCCUAUAAUUAUGUAAUAAUGAUUUUGAAAACGUGAAUUACUUAUUUUGGCAACCAUUAUCUCAUAGUAUUCCAUUUGAUUA
This is a messenger RNA of Medicago truncatula (barrel medic), 3815 nucleotides long. Its product is annotated as serine/threonine-protein kinase CTR1. Gene Ontology annotation, biological process: protein phosphorylation. NCBI's taxonomy places the organism in Eukaryota, Viridiplantae, Streptophyta, Magnoliopsida, Fabales, Fabaceae. The record is from RefSeq and is a predicted model, not a curated record. The transcript is spliced from 16 exons. The coding region runs from base 617 to 3367 and encodes 916 amino acids. Gene Ontology annotation, molecular function: protein serine/threonine kinase activity; ATP binding.